ACUUUUGUUUGUUUCCUGGGUAAACAGAGGAAAAUAAGGGUUUAAGUGUUACAAACUUUUGAUUAUUUAGUCCCUCAUUUUCACUUAUUUGUUUUCAUUUUUCCUUUACACUUCUUUGCAUUUUAUCAGUAAAAAAAGAUAGGCGCUACUUGUCUCCUUGCAGAAACAGGGGAUAGAAAACAGGGGAAAUCUGGAUAUUUAGUGAUGGGGAAAUUUUGAGUGAAAUUUGAGAUGUUGAUGUGGGAAGAUGGAUUUUGCCGAGGAAGAGUUACAGAUUGUUUGGAAGAGAUUGAUGUAGAAGAUCCAGUGAGGAAAGCUUUCAGCAAAAUGUCCAUUCAGUUAUAUAAUUAUGGAGAAGGGUUAAUGGGAAAGGUUGCAUCAGAUAAGUGCCAUAAAUGGGUAUUUAAAGAACCAACAGAAUGUGAACCCAAUAUCUCCAAUUAUUGGCAGAGUUCCUUUGAUGCUCUUCCUCCUGAAUGGACUGAUCAAUUUGAGUCAGGCAUUCAGACUAUUGCUGUGAUUCAAGCUGGCCAUGGUCUCCUCCAGUUGGGUUCCUGCAAGAUUAUAACUGAAGACCUCCAUUUUGUGCUAAGAAUGAGGCAUACCUUUGAAUCUCUUGGCUAUCAGUCUGGUUUCUAUCUCUCGCAGUUGUUUUCGUCAAACAGAAACGGUUCCUCUUCAUCUACAAUUCCUUCAAGGCAGUCUGCGGUUCCAAUCCGGCCUCCUCCUCCACUCUUCAACUGGAGCCAGAGGCCACUUCCGCCAGUGACUCCAAUGCUUGCUUCACCUAAUUUCCAGAACCCUGCUAGACUUGGAUUCCCACAAGCCAAAGAUGAGACCCACAUGUUUCUCAUGCCUCAUUCAUCUGAAACCCGAAUGGAAGAUAUGAUGGGUGAACAUGAAAAUGACAUCAAAUGGCCUAAUGGCUUAAGUUUCUUCAAUGCUCUCACUGGACGAACCGAAGAUGUCAAGCUCUUAUUUAACCCCGAGAGCUUAGGAAACAAAGCAGACCAAAAUCACCAUCCACUUGUUCUUGAAGGAAAAGACUCUAAUCAACAUUCAGAUGCCGGUGCAAACCCCAAUGAGUUCUUGAGCUUGGAUAGUCAUCCGGAGAAUUCGAUGAAGAUGGAAAACAAGUUUAAGAGGAGCUUUACAUUACCUGCAAGAAUGGCUACGUCUUCAUCUUCAACUUCUGUGGAUCAUCAUCAGCACCGACCUGUGGAGUACAGGAACUCCGAGGCAGGGAUAUACACUGAUGAUGGUAUGGAAACCUUCUUGGAAUGAAACUUAAGAAGGGUUGUUUUAGAGGGGACUAAAGGGUGAUAAUUUGUAUUUACUUUAAGGUUAUGUGUUUCUUUGUUGCUGAAAUUACUGUGUUUGUUUUCAUGUCCUUUUACGUUUGUCUCUCUAAUCCAUUAAACUGAACUUUUCUAAUCAUUUGUUGUAGUUUAUCCUCCUAACGCAAGUUUUUCCGUUUAGGUUUCCUUUGAAUAUUGACAUUUGAAUUUUCAAUAUACAAUGUCAGCCAGACAUGUCGUUACUUCGGUUCCAAGCAUGAGAUUAUUCCACUUUCCAUAAAAGAAAACAUUGCAGAUCUUAAUGGUUUUGUCCAAACAAUGACGUUUUGAUUGUUAAUUCAGACCCUUUUUUAUAAGUUCACCUUCUAUUUUUUAACUAGUAAACUAUAGUUGAGAUUGCAUAACAUUCUCCUAGAUGUAUGACUAUGCCAAUGUAUGUUUCUUUCCUUAGAAAAGGAAAACAGAGAGGGAAAAAAAACAAUGAUCUAAAUUUGUUGGAUUGGAUGCUAGUUCUCACAGCCACCGUCAAUGUUUUGGUUUUACAAAUAACUGAAUCUAAACAUGUUUUUUUCAUUUAGUUGAACUUUAUAUAACAAAGGCUGUAAAUAAAAGAUUAUGUACAUUAAGAUUGGAUUUCCAAAUUUAUUGUCACCUUUUAAAAAGA
Messenger RNA from Durio zibethinus, 1962 nucleotides. RefSeq names its product Serine/threonine-protein kinase WNK (With No Lysine)-like protein. The record is from RefSeq and is a predicted model, not a curated record. NCBI's taxonomy places the organism in Eukaryota, Viridiplantae, Streptophyta, Magnoliopsida, Malvales, Malvaceae.